Messenger RNA from Rhipicephalus sanguineus (brown dog tick), 1134 nucleotides. RefSeq names its product BEN domain-containing protein 5-like. The record is from RefSeq and is a predicted model, not a curated record. Gene Ontology annotation, molecular function: DNA binding. The transcript is spliced from 6 exons. NCBI's taxonomy places the organism in Eukaryota, Metazoa, Arthropoda, Arachnida, Ixodida, Ixodidae. The coding region runs from base 554 to 1096 and encodes 180 amino acids. Gene Ontology annotation, biological process: negative regulation of DNA-templated transcription.
AAGGAUCCUUUCAUAUAAAUGGAAGGCUUAUUUAAGCAUACACUCAGCAUAAUAUUCUUUCCCACUAAAUCUGUUGCCACUGUUCUGUGUUUCCUUUUGUACUUGCAGUGCAGCCUAGUCGCACAUCCAUGGCUCAUAAUGAAAUUGUUUUCUUUUAAGAUUUUUCAAUGUGUAUUCCUUUAAUAUUUUCCAGAAUCAGAAGAAGACCUGGAGGCGGAGGGAAGAGGCCGGCAGAGGCUUAGAUUUGAAAGAAUGGCAUAUUCGCCUGACGGCGAAGAUGAAGACGAUGAUGUCGAGCCAGAGCGUCCUGCAAAAAAGCCCUCUGGCCCAAAGCAGGAGCUAUUGGACAUGUUAAAAAAAAAAAACUGACGACAUCCAGCAAAGGGAAGAAGCUGCUUUAAAGAAGCAGAAAAAGAGGCCAACAUAUGACGAUAGGGGUGGCCUAGUCACUGAGCUGAAGUACAAGGUACAGAGACUUGAAGGCCUUGUGGAAAGAAAGUGCAAAAAAAUUGAGGAACUGCGAAACAAAAACGAAGAGUUGGAGCAGGAGGCCAUGAAGCUGAGGCAGCUGAACAUGAGGCUGCAGGAAAAAAUGCUGACAGCCAUAGAUGAAGGCACAGGCUACAGUAGAGCUUCGUGCUCCACUAAGAGCGGACCAGACCACUCGACGAGGGAAGUGGAUAUUGACAGCAUGGACGUGAUUCCUAGGGAGAAAACACCGCCACAGGAUGAUUACGCAAGAAAAGAGAAUGCCAUGGUGGACAUUGGCGGUGGCCUUCAAAUAAAUUCUAGCGCAUGGCACCACAUUCAGGGCCAUCAAAAGGAUUCCCUUUUCGUUAAGGACCUCCUCCUGGGAAUUUGGCCCAAGGACCAGCUGAAAAACCGCUCUUUGCAAGGGAAGCGGUGUCCACGAUUUCCCGAUCGGCCUGCAAAGGCUCCACUGACACCUUGGAAAGUGGAAGUGAUGCGUGACUGUUACAGACGGAGACUGCAGCGCCAGGGGAUUCCCGAAACCCUUAUGCCUGCUGCACUCAAGCAGCUGAACCAUUUCGUGGUUGAGAAGCUGGCAGACCUUGAGAGGCUGGCAAAACGGUGAGGUGCUGUUAUAAAUGUGUUUUGACUAAUUUCAGGGAG